AUGACUCGCGGAAACGUCAGUGUCUAUAAGGUCUUCUACAAGGGCACCUACGAUGACUAUCUCGUCUUUAUCGAUGACGUUGCGACUCUCAACAAAUGGAAGAAGGACCGCUCUAUCCCGCUGGCACAAGUCGUGAGUGGAUUCCGGGUGUUUGUUACACAUCGACAUGGAGCCCAGGGCAUCCAUGACGGGGCCAGCAAGGCCAUGUUGGAGAAUGAGUUUGGGACAUCGAGCGAAGAUGAGUGCAUUAUGAAGAUCUUGGAAAAAGGGGAAAUACAGGAGACUGAGAAUCACGAACGGAACGCAACGAGGAACGAGACUAUGGGUUCAAGAGUUGCUCAUUAG
Paracoccidioides brasiliensis Pb18 is the source of this 345-nucleotide messenger RNA. RefSeq lists its product as uncharacterized. Bases 1 to 345 code for a protein of 114 amino acids. The transcript has 3 exons. The record is from RefSeq and is a predicted model, not a curated record.